GACCGGGAGCGGGCACCGGGAGCGGGACCGGGCGGCGACGGCGGUGGCGGCGGGAGGGAUCCCCAGGUGCUUGUGGAGCUGGAGAGCCCCCGGGAGCCGUGUCCUGGCACCCCUUGGCACAGGGCUGAGCAUCCCUGAGACACCAUGAUUCCCAGCACAGUCCCCCGGGGCUGCUGCCUGUUCCUGCUGCUCUGCCUUCUUCCCUGCCCCCGGAUCUGGGCAGGCAGGAAUCCCAGGGCACCGGGGCUCUCGGCAGCCUCCUUCCUCCAGGAUCUCCUCCAGCGAUACGGCGAGAGCCAAACCCUCAGCCUGAAGCAGCUCAAGGUCCUGCUGAACCGCCUGGACGUGGGAGUGGGACACGCCAACAUCUCCCAGGGGUCACAACAGAGGGUGAACCUCUCCCGGUGCUUCAGCUCCGUCGAGCUUUUUGCCAUCCACAACUUGAGUGAGGGUUCUGCUGUGGGGCACAGAGAGUUCAAGGAGUUUUGCCCCACCAUCCUGCAGCAGCUGGAGUCCAGGGCGUGCGCCUCCGAAAACCUGGAAAACGAGGAAAAUGAGCAAACAGAGGAGAGCAGACCCAGUUCAGCCGAAGUUUGGGGUUACGGGUUCCUCUGCGUCACCGUCAUCUCCCUCUGCUCGCUGGUGGGAGCCAGCGUGGUGCCCUUCAUGAAGAAGACCUUUUACAAGCGGCUGCUCCUCUACUUCAUAGCUCUGGCGAUUGGAACUCUCUACUCCAACGCCCUCUUCCAGCUCAUCCCCGAGGCGUUUGGAUUCAACCCUCAAGAAGAUUAUUACGUUUCCAAAUCCGCCGUGGUGUUCGGGGGCUUCUACCUCUUCUUCUUCACGGAGAAGGUCUUGAAGAUGCUCCUGAAGCAGAAGGACCAGCAUCACCAUGGGCACAGCCACUACGGCCCCGAGGCUCUGCCCUCCAAGAAGGACCAGGAGGAUGGGGUCACCGAGAAGCUGCAGAACGGGGACCUGGACCACAUGAUCCCCCACAUAACCAGCGAGCUGGAGUGCAAGACCCCCUCUGGGGAUGAGAAGGUUGUGGUGGGAUCCCUUUCCGUCCAGGAUCUACAGGCCUCGCAGAGCGCGUGUUACUGGCUGAAGGAGGUGAGGUACUCGGACAUCGGCACCCUGGCGUGGAUGAUCACCCUGAGUGAUGGCCUCCACAACUUCAUCGACGGCUUGGCCAUUGGGGCCUCCUUCACCGUCUCUGUCUUCCAAGGGAUCAGCACUUCGGUGGCCAUCCUCUGCGAGGAGUUCCCCCACGAGCUGGGGGACUUUGUCAUCCUGCUGAACGCCGGGAUGACCAUCCGCCAAGCCCUCUUCUUCAACUUCAUCUCUGCCUGCUGCUGCUACGUGGGCUUGGCUUUUGGGAUUGUGGCUGGGAGCCACUUCUCUGCCAACUGGAUCUUCGCUCUGGCCGGAGGGAUGUUUCUCUACAUCGCGCUGGCCGACAUGUUCCCCGAAAUGAACGAGGUGAGCCGGGAGGACGAGCAGAACGGCAGCGCCCUCAUCACCUUCGCCAUCCAGAACGCGGGGCUGCUGACGGGCUUCACCAUCAUGGUGCUGCUCACCAUGUACUCUGGCCAGAUCCAGAUCGGGUAGGACCAGCCCGACUCACAGCCCUGGACCAGUUUUUCCAGGGGUUUGGGGUUUUAUUUUUUUUUGGGGGGGAAGGGGUUUUGUUUUGUUUUUGUUUUUUUUUUAAUUUCCUUUUCCUGCUGCAAAGCAAACGACGGUACCUUGUGCGGGCACUGACUUCACAGUACAGAAGAAGAGGCAUUUGUUUUUAAAGCUGUUCCACAGACUUCAUUUUCUUUUGGUUGAAGGCUGAGGGGGAGCUUCAUCCCCUGUUGCUGUGGGACCUGAACUGACCAGAGAAUCUUUUCCCAGUGUCAUAUCCCUUCUCUCCUCAUGUCUCCUGGGAAGGACGGAGUUGGGAGAUGGGAACUCCUCUCGCUGUGUUGCCUCCCCUCCCUUUUGAUGGGAUGUGACGCUCUCCUCACCCCUUUUCGGGGGGUUUGUGACGGGGACAGACUGGGACAGACCCUUCUCGGAGUUACCCUCGGGCUGCUGAGGAAGAGGAGGCUCGAGGAGCCACAGCUCAUGAUUCCAGCAUCAUCCUUGCUGUCUUCAGAAGUGUUUCUCCGGAGCCACCACUGGUUUUGCUCCCUUUCUGCCUCGGCAGCCCAGACGAUGCCCUGGGAAGUGCAGGGUGAAGAGAAUUCGAUUUAUUUUUAAUUUUAAAGCACAUUCUGGGCGUCGGCGCUCGGAGCAGAGGACACCAAACCGCACCUCGUGUGGUCGGACUGAUGCGUGAGGAUGCCCUCACCUCCCUUAAUUCCCUGUUGCUGUAUAGAGGGGUUAAAAAAAACCCCUUUUCCUUCUGUGAGGGCAGCUGUGGGGUGAUGCUGGUGAGAAGGGCCCAAGGACAGAGCCAGGAUGGCAAAUUUCUGCCCAGCCACAGGCUCCCCAGCCUGGGAAUCGGUCCUUACACUGUGACCAAGCUCACGUCGACACCUGGGGACAGACACCGGUUUUUAAAACACUGAUGCUGCUGAGUUGCUGAGGUUCAGGGUGGGGUGGGGGGCUAUUUUUAAGAAAAAGAAGAAAAAAGAAAAAAAAAAAAAAAA
Calidris pugnax (ruff) is the source of this 2639-nucleotide messenger RNA. It is a transcript of the gene SLC39A14, whose product is annotated as solute carrier family 39 (zinc transporter), member 14. Gene Ontology annotation, biological process: intracellular zinc ion homeostasis; zinc ion import across plasma membrane. Lineage: Eukaryota; Metazoa; Chordata; Aves; Charadriiformes; Scolopacidae. The coding region runs from base 145 to 1611 and encodes 488 amino acids. The transcript is spliced from 10 exons. Gene Ontology annotation, cellular component: membrane. Gene Ontology annotation, molecular function: zinc ion transmembrane transporter activity. The record is from RefSeq and is a predicted model, not a curated record.